GGACCCUGUGAUUAUAUUGGACCCAUCAGCUGAACCAGGGUAAUCUCCACAUCUCAAAAUCCUUAAUCACAUCUGAAAAGUCCUUUUUGUCAGUGUAUUACACAAUCAGUACAUGAACGUGAAUGGAUUUGGAGGUUAAAGGAGUUGCUGCUUCUCCUAGGAGUCAAACUCAGUCAUUCUCUGGAAGAAGGAAGCCACUACAACAAGGAUGGACUUCCAAAUCAUGGGCCAUACAGAAUCCUUGCCGUCCUGUGGUCCCACGCCUUGAUUUGGGAAGCCUUGUUGACUCUGAUGAUGAGGAUGAUUUUUCAUAUAUUCCAUUUAGAACAGCGCAUAUUCAUUUUGACCCACCAAAUCCAUCUUCUGCUCUUGAUGGGGACACACCAUGUCAAAUACCAUAUACUCAGCAACAUCUAAAGGAACUGGAGCAGGAUAUUAUACCUGAAGAUUUGCCAGCACCAACAAGCAAAUAUAAACUAAAAUAUCAGCAAUACAAAACUGAAAUGAAAGAGGGAUAUAAACAGUAUUGUCAGAGAAAUGCAGAAAAGACAAAAUCAAAUAUCAGGUAUCAACCAUCUCCAAGAAACAAGACAGAUAACAAGAAUGCCCAAGGGGAAGAAGCCGUCAUGGAUGACCUUACAACUCUGGAUAGGAAAGCCCUCUUACAGCAGCGUUAUGCGGACAACCCUUACCAUGCACAGCAGAGUACAAGAAAAUCUAAUGCUGAAAUUGUGGCUGCUGAAAAGAAGAAACAGAGCGUUGCAGAGCAAGUGAUGCUGGACCACCUAUGCCGGGCUGUAAUCAGUGAUCCAGAGCAAAACUUAACCACUGAGAAACCAGAAGGUGCUUGUGUCCUUCCAGAUUCAAACCUAACACCUCUUCGGUUUAGGAAAAGAACACUACAUGAAACAAAGAUAAAAACACAUUCUACAUUAACCGAAAAUAUGCUUUCUCAUAAAGUACAAUUUGACUGUAGGAUCAUAUCAAGAAAUGGACGUGAUGCUUGCAGAGAGCUGGUUGGGUUCUUUUUUAUUCAUGAUCAGUCCCUUACAAUUUACGAAUAUCGGCAAUUUGGGAAAAAUAGAACAAAUGUGCUUCCUUUUAUUAAAAAAAGCACUUAUAGUCAUCAGUGUGGGCGAAGAAAAGGCAAACAAUACCAACUUGGCGAUUUUUAUAUUGGUGCAAACUUGACAUUUUUAAGUUCUGAUCAUCUCAGACUUCCAGAAAGCAUAAAAGAGAACACAUUACUUAUCCUUCGAAUCACAAAUAUUGAUCGUGUAGCUUCGGAUGAUCUCAGAACUGAUUCUGUGCAACAGGAGGAUGAUACAACCAGGCAAGAGGCCAAUGAUAGGCUGGUCUUCAAAGCCAUUCAAGAUAAGCUAAAAGAACAGCUACAUAAAAGAGGUGUCCGUAUUUUGACUGCAAUGGGAAAAUACUUUCAACAAUUGGACAAGGAAAGAAAUGGACUUUUAGAUAAAGCAGAUUUUAAGCAAGCUCUAAAAGUCUUCCACUUAGAAAUGUCUGAAAAGGAUUUUGAGUCUUCAUGGCAAAUUCUAAAUGAAAAUGGCAAUGGCAGGGUUGACUAUGGAGAAUUCAGACGUGCCAUUAUUGGUGAAAUGAAUGAAUACAGAAAAUCAUUUGUUCGGAAGGCUUUUAUGAAACUAGAUUUCAACAAAACUGGCAGUGUGCCUAUCAUAGACAUAAGAAAAUGUUACUGUGCAAAGAAGCACCCUCAAGUAAUUUCAGGCCAUUCCACAGAGGAAGAAAUCAAAUUAUCUUUCCUGGAUACGUUAAAAGAAGCCUGCAGCAAGUCUGAUGAAGUCUCCUAUGGUGAAUUUGAAGAUUACUAUGAAGGUCUAAGUAUAGGAGUAGUAGACGAUGAAGAUUUUGUUACUAUUUUACGUACUCCCUGGGGGCUUUAGUUUUUCAAAGUUAGUCCUAAGCAUUUUAAAGGAGAGAUGAAUUCAAUGUAAAGUAUGAUCAAAGACUGCAAUAUAAUUUUCUAAAGCUCUAUUCUUUUUUUUUUCCUUUUUUUCUCAAAGGAGUUGAGUCUAGAGAGAGAAAUAUUCAGAAAGACAGAUAUAGGGGUAUGUGUAUGUUCAGGUGCAAGUAUGAUUGUUCACGUCUCUAAGUUUACAAAAGACCCUGCUUGAUUAUAUUUCAGAGGUUUUUGUUUUUUUUAUUAGACUUCUUAGAAAGUAACAUCUGUAUCAAACUAUAUGAGAUCAUCUAUGUAGUAACCAAGUUUCUUGUCCAAUUUUUUCCCUAUUCAUUUCUCAAAAUAAAAUUGCUACUCUUUUCAAUUUGAUAAAUGGGAAUUGGACCCAAAACUUAUGAGACUGAAAUAGUUCAAACAUAUGAAAAUGUUAAAGGAAUGAAAGGAUAUGUAAGAGAAAUUUUCCAAACAGUGUGAUUAUGGAUGUUUUCUGUAACAUCAAUAUUUUGAAUGAUAGAGGCCUACCCCUAAAAUGCUUACUUAAACACAGACUUGUGAAUUCUUGUCUUCCACGCUGUGUGUUGUUGUUUUUCAAUAGAAUACAAUGUAAUUAUUUAGUAA
This is a messenger RNA of Myotis daubentonii (Daubenton's bat), 2557 nucleotides long. It is a transcript of the gene CAPS2, whose product is annotated as calcyphosine 2. The record is from RefSeq and is a predicted model, not a curated record. Gene Ontology annotation, molecular function: calcium ion binding. NCBI's taxonomy places the organism in Eukaryota, Metazoa, Chordata, Mammalia, Chiroptera, Vespertilionidae.